AUGACAAUUAUUCAUGGCCUGACAACGAUUCCUCCUCCUGGUUUCUCAAACAGCAAUGAACUAUGGCAAUAUUCUCCUUUCGUCUGUGGUACGACUUCUGAUCUGAGACUCAUGGAAGCGUUGGUGCUUGACAUGAAUUGGCCAAAGCUUCGCCUAUCACGGAUUUGCUGUCCUGUCGGCCAACGAAGGCGAAUGUACCUGGAUACUACCCAGAACAAUCGAUCACACGAAACAGAGUAUCCACAUCAAAGCAGCCCCAAGUCUUGGGGCUCAAUGCAUAUCAAAUUUGAGGAAUAUUUUCUUCGAACAACAAGGAACAACGAAUCGGACUUCAUUCUGUCAAGUGAUGAUAUGUCGGAAAUCGCAACAGCUGUCUGGAGUCACUUUCCCGAAGGACCGGAGCAGGUCGAUCGCCUUGGGGCAGAUUUUGCUGAGUCCACCGAUAUUGUGACGGGUGACUACAAACAGAGAAUUUCUUACGUUGAUGCGAAGAUGCUCAAUCAUUCCACGCAAUUGUAUCCUGAAUUUGCCAACAGCGGCAUGGCUGAAGGAGCUACAAGCCUGGCCGUCUCAAGAAGAGAGUUCGGUACAUCGGUCGAUUCAAUUUCACUCGGAAGGCAUAUCAUCUCCCGUAUUAAUCAAUUGAGAGUUCCCCAGGCGUUGGAUUAUAUGGGCAAGUACCUAACGACAUCCCCGAACGUGCUCUCAUACUACUGA
This is a messenger RNA of Penicillium cosmopolitanum, 717 nucleotides long. RefSeq names its product Translation initiation factor SUI1. NCBI's taxonomy places the organism in Eukaryota, Fungi, Ascomycota, Eurotiomycetes, Eurotiales, Aspergillaceae. The record is from RefSeq and is a predicted model, not a curated record. The transcript has a single exon. Bases 1 to 717 code for a protein of 238 amino acids.